CAUCGUUUUCUAGGUAAGGGUCUUUGAUGGUGUGGUUGACCUUCUUGAGAUCGAGUUGCCAAAGGUUAUUAUAGUUGGUUGGUUUUUUGUUAUGGGUUCGAGCCCUGUCAGCGGUAGUAGCAGUAUCAGCAGCAGCAGCAGCAACAGUAAUAGUUGCUGCGAUAUGAGUCUCAAGUGUUGGUGCAGGUGGAGAUGGGAUCACUCUUUCCUUUCCACAACGUUUGCCUUCUUCCUCUGCUCUUUUUUUCUGUUCGGAUUCGUCGCCACCUUCUUCGUUUGGCUUACUUUCUCCCCAUAUGAACGUCCUGCCCUCUAUUCGGUUGGUUGUCAAGACGACAGUGAAGGAUCAUGGUCGAUCGGCAUUUUUUAUGGGAACUCACCCCUCUCUUUGAAACCCAUUGAGUCUAACAAUGUGUUUAAGGCUGAGAAUGCGGCUUGGCCUAUUGCAAAUCCUGUAGUCACAUGCGCUUCCUUGUCGGAUGCUGGUUUUCCAAGCAAUUUUGUGGCUGAUCCUUUUCUCUAUGUUCAGGAGGAUUCCCUUUAUUUGUUUUAUGAGACCAAGAACUCAGUCACCUUGCAAGGAGACAUUGGGGUUGCAAAAAGUAUUGAUAAGGGUGCAUCAUGGCAGCAAUUAGGCAUUGCCUUGGAUGAGGAUUGGCAUCUCUCUUAUCCUUAUGUUUUCAGCUACCAUGAUCAAAUAUACAUGAUGCCUGAGAGCAGUAAGAAAGGGGAACUCCGUCUCUAUCGAGCAAUUAACUUUCCUCUGCAUUGGACACUGGACAAGGUUAUCAUGAAGAGGCCCCUAGUGGAUGCCAUUGUUGUAAACUAUAAAGGAAAUUACUGGCUUUUUGGGUCAGAUCACAGUGGUUUUGGCACCAAGAAAAAUGGGGAAUUGGAAAUUUGGUAUAGUAACUCACCACUGGGUCCUUGGAUACCCCACAAGCAGAACCCUAUUUACAACACAGAUAAGAGCUUUGGUGCUCGGAAUGGCGGCAGGCCAUUUAUAUAUAAUGGAAAUAUCUACCGCAUUGGUCAAGAUUGUGGUGAAACGUAUGGGCGGCGAGUGCAUGUCUUCAAAGUGGAGGUUCUUAAUAAGAAUGAAUACAAGGAAGUUGAAGUUCCACUAGGCAUAGAAGAGGCUAAGAAGGGCCGAAAUGCUUGGAAUGGUGCUCGUUACCAUCACCUAGAUGUGCAACAACUAAGCUCAGGAGAAUGGGUGGGGGUAAUGGAUGGAGAUCGGGUUCCUUCAGGAGAUUCUGUUCAUAGAUUAAUCCUUGGUUAUGUUGCAUUUGGGAUUGUAGUUGUACUCACUGUACUAGUGGGGGUGUUGUUGGGUGCUGUCAAGUGUAUCUUGCCCCUCAGCUGGUGUCUGCAUAGCUCAGUGAAGAGAAGUGAUGCCUUCUCAGCCUGGGAGUGGGAGCGCUCACAUUUAUUCUUUUCCAAGCUGAGGCGAUUCUGUACUCGGGUGAACAGGACAAGUACAUUUGUCAGAGGCCGGAUAAAGCCCAACACUUGUGCCGGAAAAUGUGUCCUCUCGCUAAUAUCUGUGAUAGGGAUGGCACUAAUGUGCGUGGGGGUUAAAUAUAUAUAUGGUGGCAGUGGGGCAGAAGACUCUUACCCAUAUAAGGGUUCCUAUUCACAGUUUACACUAGUAACAAUGACUUAUGAUGCUCGUCUAUGGAAUUUGAAAAUGUACGUGAAACAUUAUUCGAGGUGUUCAGCGGUAAGAGAGAUUGUCGUCGUGUGGAACAAAGGGCAACCUCCUGAACUAAGUGACUUUGACUCUGUUGUGCCAGUUAGGAUCAGAGUAGAGCAGCGGAACUCACUGAACAAUCGAUUCAAAGUAGACCCACUAAUUAAAACACGGGCCGUUCUUGAGCUCGAUGAUGACAUUAUGAUGACAUGUGAUGAUAUUGAACGAGGAUUCAGAGUGUGGCGGGAGAAUCCUGAUAGGAUAGUUGGGUUCUACCCACGUCUCAUUAAUGGGAGUCCAUUGAAGUACAGGGAUGAGAAGUAUGCCCGUACUCGCAGGGGGUAUAACAUGAUAUUGACGGGGGCUGCUUUCAUUGAUAGCAAAGUAGCAUUUAAGCGGUAUUGGAGUGAAGAAGCAAAGGCAGGGAGGGAGGUGGUAGAUAAGUUUUUCAACUGUGAAGAUGUGCUUAUGAAUUUCUUGUAUGCAAACGCAAGCUCAUCAAGGACAGUGGAGUAUGUGAAGCCAGCAUGGGCGAUUGACACAUCAAAGUUCUCUGGGGCCGCAAUCAGUCGGAACACACAGAUGCACUACCAAAUAAGAAGCAAUUGCCUUGUUAAGUUCUCAGAGAUGUAUGGGAAUCUGGCUAAUCGGAAAUGGGAAUUUGGUCGUCGGAAGGAUGGUUGGGAUGUAUAGAAGGAUUCUAACAGCAGGUCAUGCACCUCACUUUUUUUUUGCCAUUUUUGUUUUAU
Molecule: messenger RNA, 2442 nt
Organism: Telopea speciosissima
Lineage: Eukaryota; Viridiplantae; Streptophyta; Magnoliopsida; Proteales; Proteaceae
Product: glucosamine inositolphosphorylceramide transferase 1-like
Exons: 4
Coding region: 92-2386 (764 amino acids)
Cellular component (GO): membrane
Molecular function (GO): glycosyltransferase activity
Source: RefSeq, a predicted model, not a curated record